AUGGUCGCCACCCCCGAUGAAAUCGAGGCCAUGGCGCCCCCCGGCUACUCCUUCCCGGAGCACCGCCUCCGCCUCCAGCAGUCCGAACCCGACCGCGAGCCCCUCGUCCUCGUCGCCCCGGGCUCCUACAGCCCCAUCACCUUCCUCCACCUGCGCAUGGCCGUCAUGGCGGCAGACUACGUCCGUUACAACACAAACUUUGAGCUUAUCGGCUCCUACCUCUCCCCCGUCUCCGACGCCUACAAAAAGCGCGGUCUCGCACCCGCCUGCCACCGCCGCCGCAUGUGCGAGAUCGCCGCCGAGCAGACCUCCCGCUUCCUCAUGGUCGACCCUUGGGAGGCCGAGCAGACGGCCUACGUGCCCACUGCCGUUGUUCUCGAUCACUUUGAGCACGAGAUCAAUGUCAAGCGCGGCGGCUGCAACGGGAAGCGCGUGCGUAUUGCCGUGCUCGCUGGCGCCGACCUGAUCAAUACGAUGAGUCAGCCGGGCGUUUGGUCGCCUUCUGAUUUGAGACACAUCCUUGGCGACUUUGGCGCCUUUGUGCUCGAGAGAGCCGGUGUGAACAUUGACGAGGCCCUCGGUAAUCUUAAGGAAUACGAGGACCAGAUCUACUACAUCCCGCAAGUCGUUCCCAAUGAUGUUUCGAGUACCAAGAUUCGAUUGUUGCUAAGGAGGAAUAUGAGCAUCGACUACCUCAUCCCUGCUGAAGUCAUCAAGUAUAUUGACGAGCACGGCCUGUACAACGAGGACGACACAGCAACAAAUGAGAAGGGCAAGGAGAAGGAGGUGCAAUAA
Colletotrichum godetiae is the source of this 795-nucleotide messenger RNA. Its product is annotated as nicotinate nucleotide adenylyltransferase. NCBI's taxonomy places the organism in Eukaryota, Fungi, Ascomycota, Sordariomycetes, Glomerellales, Glomerellaceae. The transcript has 2 exons. The coding region runs from base 1 to 795 and encodes 264 amino acids. The record is from RefSeq and is a predicted model, not a curated record. Gene Ontology annotation, molecular function: nicotinamide-nucleotide adenylyltransferase activity; nicotinate-nucleotide adenylyltransferase activity. Gene Ontology annotation, biological process: NAD+ biosynthetic process.